CUCCUUGAUACCUUCCUUUCCUUCCUCAAUAUAUAGCAUUCAUCUCCUUCACAUCUUCCCAACUCCCACACCUCCCUCUUUCUGCUUUUAAGCAUCUCUCUUGUAAGAGUUUCUCUCUUACAGGAAGCUAUAUACCAAAACGUCCUUUUUUUUUCCUUAGUUAACCUACUCCAAUCUGUGGGUUAGUGGCACUACGUAUCCCCAUUUUUUUCUUGACCGGGGAAUCUUUGUGUUUAUACAUAUACAUCUAUGGCGAAGUUUUUUAUGCUCACUUCAAUGGCUCCUCUGUUUCUGCUGUUCUGCCUUCCUUUGGCUUUUGCUGCCCAUGACUAUGGUCAAGCAUUAAGCAAGAGCAUUCUCUUCUUUGAAGCUCAAAGAUCUGGUUAUCUUCCACAUAACCAAAGAGUUACUUGGAGAGCUAAUUCUGGUCUUAAUGAUGGCAAGGCUACUGGGGUGGAUCUAGUAGGUGGGUACUAUGAUGCAGGGGACAAUGUGAAGUUUGGGUUGCCUAUGGCUUUUACCAUUACAAUGAUGUCUUGGAGCAUAAUAGAAUAUGGUAAACAAAUGGCUGCUAGUGGUGAACUUGGUCAUGCUAUUGAUGCUGUUAAGUGGGGAACUGAUUACUUCAUUAAAGCUCAUCCUGAACCUUAUGUUCUGUAUGGAGAGGUUGGAGAUGGCAACAGUGACCACUACUGCUGGCAAAGACCAGAAGACAUGACCACGGACCGCCGUGCUUACAAGAUAGAUCCAAGUAAUCCAGGGUCGGAUCUUGCCAGUGAAACCGCCGCAGCCAUGGCUGCCGCCUCUAUGGUUUUCCGCCACCACAACCCUGCCUAUGCCAAUGAACUUCUCGCUCAUGCACAUCAGCUAUUUGAUUUUGCAGACAAGUACAGAGGCAAAUAUGACAGCAGUAUUACUGUUGCCCAAAAGUAUUAUCGCUCAAUUAGCGGCUACAAUGAUGAGUUGCUAUGGGCAGCUGCUUGGUUAUAUCAGGCAACUAACAACCAAUAUUACUUGAGCUACCUUGCUAAUAAUGGUGACUCUAUGGGUGGAACUGGCUGGGGAAUGACUGAAUUCGGAUGGGAUGUUAAGUAUGCUGGUGUCCAAACUCUUGUUGCCAAGUUCUUGAUGCAAGGCAAAGCUGGCCACUAUGCACCAGUCUUUGAGAGGUACCAACAAAAAGCCGAGUACUUUAUGUGUUCAUGCCUUGGAAAGGGUAGCAGAAAUGUUCAGAAAACUCCUGGUGGCCUAAUUUUCCGUCAGAGAUGGAACAAUUUGCAGUUUGUUACAAGUGCCUCGUUCUUGACUACAGUCUACUCUGAUUAUCUUGCUUCUGCUGGUAGAAGCAUGAGGUGUUCUUCUGGCAAUGUUGCACCAUCUGAACUCCUAUCUUUUGCUAAAUCUCAGGUGGAUUACAUUCUUGGAGACAACCCAAGAGCUACAAGUUAUAUGGUGGGAUAUGGAAACAACUAUCCAAGACAAGUUCACCACAGGGCUUCCUCAAUUGUCUCCAUUAAGGUUAAUCCUUCAUUUGUCAGCUGCAGAGGUGGUUAUGCCACCUGGUAUAGCAGGAAAGCUAGCGAUCCUAAUCUCCUCACUGGUGCUAUUGUCGGUGGUCCUGAUGCUUACGACAACUUUGCUGAUGAAAGAGAUAACUAUGAGCAGACAGAGCCUGCUACCUACAACAAUGCUCCCCUUCUUGGCAUAUUGGCAAGAUUACAUGGCGGUCAUGGAGGAUACAACCAGCUUCUUCCAGUGGUGGUACCAGCUCCUACUCAACAGACACCAACACCAAAACCUAAAGUAACUCCAGCUCCUACUCAACAGACACCAACACCAAAACCUAAAGUAACUCCAGCUCCAGCUUCAACUUCAGCGCCUAUUACCAUAGAGCAGAAGAUGACAACAUCAUGGAAUGCCAAAGGAAAAAUUUACUACAGAUAUUCCACUAUCAUCACCAACAAGUCAGCUAAAACUUUGACAGAUCUUAAGCUCUCAAUAUCUAAGCUGUAUGGUCCUAUAUGGGGUCUCACACCAUCUGGAAAUUCUUAUGCUUUUCCAUCAUGGCUUAACUCCUUACCUUCGGGAAAAAGUCUCGAGUUUGUCUAUAUUCAUUCGGCCUCCGCCGCAGAUAUCUCAGUUUCAAGCUACACUUUAGCCUAAAAAGGUAACUACAUCAAUUACAGCAACGAGAGUGGAUUGGCGUAGCUUCUGUGGUUUUAAUGUAAGAAUUGUGCAGCUAUACAGAAAGAAAAAAAAAAAGAAAGAAAAAAGCAGUCCGGAAAGGUCUUUUUCUACACCUUUUCUUCAUUUGGGAUUUUCAACUUGUUGAUUUAGUAUCUGAGUAGAAUUUAGUGGUAGGCUCAAUAAGAUUGAAGGUUGGAGGACGAAAGGAGUGAAGAGACAGUUUUAAAAGAAAAAGGUGCUCAUCCUCUUUCUCCUUCACUUCACUAGUUUUAUAUAGAUAUGUUUGAGAGAGAGAGACAGUUAAAAAGAGUGAGCAUUGAGAAGAGAAAAAGAUCUUCUUCUCAAUAGAUUGCACGUAAUCACUUACUUUCUUUUGUACUUGCAAACAGCUUUGGGUGUUCGUUUCUUUUGUUGUUCUGUGAUGUUGUAAGCUUUGCAACAAUUUUAUUUUCCGAUAUGAAUAUAGUUUGUGCCAUUGCAUUA
Ricinus communis (castor bean) is the source of this 2670-nucleotide messenger RNA. RefSeq names its product endoglucanase 6. Gene Ontology annotation, biological process: carbohydrate metabolic process. The record is from RefSeq and is a predicted model, not a curated record. NCBI's taxonomy places the organism in Eukaryota, Viridiplantae, Streptophyta, Magnoliopsida, Malpighiales, Euphorbiaceae. The transcript has 9 exons. Gene Ontology annotation, molecular function: hydrolase activity, hydrolyzing O-glycosyl compounds; carbohydrate binding. The coding region runs from base 250 to 2163 and encodes 637 amino acids.